UGGAGGCAUUAGAUCUUUCCAACAAUAAUAUCAGCAAUCCAAUUCCCAGAUGGUUGUUGAGCGUUGGGAUAGAGACCUUGUAUUACUUGAAUCUUUCUCACAACUUCAUUCGCGGUUGGGAAAAAGCUCCGUUAAUUCUUCCGUGGAAGGUAAUGGAUACACUUGACCUACAUUCAAACAUGUUGCAUGGAUCACUUGUUGUUCCACCAAUGUCCACAACAUACUUUUCCAUCUCAGAAAAUAGUUUGGUUGGAAGAAUUGAUCCACUGUUCUGUAAAUUGAGGGAUCUAAGAUAUCUUGAUUUGUCAAGUAAUAAUUUGAGCGGUACUAUUCCUCAAUGUUUGGGAAACUUCAGUAGCUCUCUCUUGGUUCUAAAUCUAAGAGGAAACAACUUGAACGGCAACAUGCCUAGUACAUGUGGGGAUGGGAACCAAUUACAAACAUUGGACUUGAGCUACAACAAUUUACGUGGAAAGAUUCCAAAGUCUCUAAUUAAAUGCAAAGAGCUGCAUAUUCUAAAUCUCGGGCACAAUCAGAUGACUGACACGUUUCCUUUUAUGGUACAGAGUUUUUCGAAGCUUCAACUUCUCAUUUUAGCUUCCAAUAAAUUUUACGGUCCAAUAUGGCAUCCACAUAGGUUUUUUGGCUUUGUGAACUUAAAUAUCAUUGAUCUAUCCUUCAAUGAUUUCACUGGAAGUUUACCGUCGCACUAUUUUCAAAAUUGGACUUCGAUGGAAGAAACUUCAUAUAAUAAGUCACAAUUGAAAUACAUUGGUGAGGGAUCCUAUAGCUACUCUGUUACCAUGAUAAAUAAGGGACAAAAUUUGCCUUACAUUAGAAUUUUUACUUUCUUCAUGUGCAUUGAUUUCUCAAAUAACAAAUUUCACGGAGAAAUUCCAAGGACAAUAGGGGAUCUUCAAACUUUAGUCGUGCUCAACUUGUCAAGUAAUAAUUUUACAGGACCCAUUCCACCAUCUUUAGGGAAUCUGAUUAAGCUUGAAUCCUUAGAUCUCUCUCAAAAUAAGCUUUCCGAUCAAAUCCCUCAGCAGUUUACUAGACUCACAUUUCUUGAAUAUUUGAACCUCACUGAUAAUGAACUUGUGGGUCCAAUACCUCAAGCUGGACAAAUUGGUAUAUUUGAAAAUUCUUCCUUUGAGGGAAAUUGGGGAUUAUGUGGUCCUCCAUUGUCAAAGAAGUGUGGAACCUCUCCUUUACCACCUCAUGACAAUGAGAAAUCAGAUGAUUCAAUAUUAUCUGGUUUUGGUUGGGAAGCUGUUGCGAUAGGAUAUGGAUGCGAACUCAUAAUUGGAUUGAUGCUCGGAUAUAUCAUCACCUCAAGGAGCCCAUACUUGGUGUUCAAGGUUUUUCGUGUGACCCCACCUAGGAGACUAGGAGGAGUAAACAGAUGAAAGUGCUUUAAGUUAAGGUAGAAGAACUUGGAUUCUUGUGGCUAAAUGAUGAAACAAGGUCGAAGCCUAGAGCUUGAAGAUGAUGCUAGCUGUUGACAAGUUACCAUUACUCAGUAAUUUGUGUUCUACGGAUGAUGGUGUCCCAUUUAAACUAUGCUUUGUCUGGUUUAUUAAGUAAUAGUUAAUUUUUAAUUUUUUGUAUGAAAACAGUUGUUCAAAACGAUGCAUUUUAUUUUCUCUAAGCUUCGCAUAAUAAAAAUCUUCUUCACAAUGAAGCUUACAUUUCUUGCUACCAUUUCUGGUUUUGUAAAUGCUUAUAAGCUUUGUUGCAUUAAUAAAAUUCAGUCUCAGAAGUUUUAGAGGUCU
Messenger RNA from Ziziphus jujuba (common jujube), 1775 nucleotides. Its product is annotated as receptor like protein 27-like. The transcript has 2 exons. The coding region runs from base 153 to 1409 and encodes 418 amino acids. Gene Ontology annotation, molecular function: protein binding. The record is from RefSeq and is a predicted model, not a curated record. Lineage: Eukaryota; Viridiplantae; Streptophyta; Magnoliopsida; Rosales; Rhamnaceae.